UUCUCUUAUCCGGAAGUACAGUUAACGCCUGCAAGGAGACCACGACCCACAAUGCAAAUGAAAUACAUGCCCUAUUAUUAUGAGAAGGGAGUAGGCUUUCGAAAUAUUCUAGGGAAUUUAUUUCAAAUUUUAUACCAGUUUCAUGUAUUUUUACUAAAUCCAGAACUAUGACAAAUACAUGGGGAACAGAACUGUGGGAUCAAUUUGAACCUAUAAAGAAACAUACAGAUAAAGGGAUUGAAUUUCUUCAAAAGUUUUGUAGUUUUGCACGAGAAAGGCAAUCCAUAGAAAAUGAGUAUGCAGUACGCAUUAAACAACUAGUUAAGAAAUAUCAACCAUCCAAAAAAGAUGAAGAGGCCUACAAUAAAUUCACCUGCACCAAAGCGUUUGUAGGAUUACUUAAGGAAUUAAAUAGUGUUGCGCUACAACAUGAGACAAUAGCGGAUAAUAUAGGAUCAAAGGUAACAAAAGAUGCAGGCAUACUAAGUGGUGAAUUGAAAGUAGAACGAAAGCAAAUAAUUAAAGAAGGAGAAAAGGAAGAGAAAAAAUAUCAAGAUUCCUUAGAUACAUUGAGCAGGGUGAAGAAACACUAUGAGCAAGCCCACAAAGCCUAUGAGCAGUCAAAAGCCAAUUUCAUACGUUCAGAUAACGAUCCGAAUCAAACAAAAGCGGCUGUUGAAAGGUUAAAAGGAAUCAUGAAUACAAAAAACCAACUGAGAGAGGAAAGCAGGAAUGAGUACAUAUUACAGUUACAGAAGACCAACUCUGCACAGAAAGAACAUUAUUUUACCAAUAUGCCAGCCGUGUUCCAGAAAAUGCAAAACAUGGAUGAAAAGAGGAUCAGAUCGUUGUGCGAUUUCUACAAAAAGUUUUCAGAAUCACAGAAUCUUGUGAAUCCAAUUCUAGUCAAGUGCUUAGAAGCUAUGGUUCAAGAAGCAGAACAAAUCAACCCUGGUUCAGACUCUGUGAUGGUGAUAGACAAAUACAAAUCUGGUUAUGUCCCGCCAGGCGAUAUUGCAUUUGAAGAUCUUGAUGUUGAGCCCACCUACCAAUCGAAGCCAGCUGACACGGAUUCUAUAUCCUCUGAAAUUGAUAUCGCAGUUACCCCAAGCAACGGUAGUGGAACGAUCUCAGGAAAAGCAGCUAAAACAAAAACAAAAAGAAAAGGGCUGUUUGGUAAAAAGGAUACAGAUAGCCCUGAUCGCAAAAAUAGAAUACUACAGAAACCUUCGUUUAGGAGAAAGUUCAAAUCAAAGAAAUUUGAGGAACCAAAGGAGGACUUUAGUCAUUUACAACCUAAUCAACAGAAAAAGAAACUGGCUGAGAAAAUUGAUGAGCUGAAUGCAAAGAUUGACAAGGAACAGAAAGAAAGAGAGGGUCUGUUGAAGAUGCGUGAUGUUUACACAAAGAACACAUCGCUAGGUGACCCCACAUCAGUGGAUGGGCAACUACAGCAGAUUGGCAAGCGAAUGGAUGAAUACAGACUAGAACUGCAGAAAUAUCAGAAAUAUGUGGGUAAUGCACCAUAUAGCAAUAGUAGUAAUCGCAACUCGUACAUGGAUAAAGCUGAAGGAAAACCUGUGACUACUUCGAAGGCUCAAACACCAGCUAAGGAGCAAACUAACAAUCCCAAGCAAACUGUAACAUCUCCACCUCCGCCGGACUUCUCGUCAUCCAUCCCAGCGCCACCACCUCUUGAUGGUCUUGCCAGCACACCUUCCAGUACACAGUCCAUGACUAUUACAUCACCUGCUAACUCUACAUUUGACAAUAGCAGAAAUAGGACAUUUGUGAAAACUCAACUUGGGUUGUGUUUUUGA
Messenger RNA from Anneissia japonica, 1820 nucleotides. Its product is annotated as formin-binding protein 1-like. Lineage: Eukaryota; Metazoa; Echinodermata; Crinoidea; Comatulida; Comatulidae. The coding region runs from base 168 to 1820 and encodes 550 amino acids. Gene Ontology annotation, biological process: signal transduction. The transcript is spliced from 16 exons. The record is from RefSeq and is a predicted model, not a curated record.